Molecule: messenger RNA, 4998 nt
Organism: Coregonus clupeaformis (lake whitefish)
Lineage: Eukaryota; Metazoa; Chordata; Actinopteri; Salmoniformes; Salmonidae
Product: anthrax toxin receptor 2-like
Exons: 16
Coding region: 245-1720 (491 amino acids)
Cellular component (GO): membrane
Molecular function (GO): signaling receptor activity
Source: RefSeq, a predicted model, not a curated record
GGAAGUUUUAUGAAAUGGGAUAUUGUAUUGACUCAACAGGAAAAGGACUUCGGUUUAGAGUAGUACAUCGUCAGAGGACAACAAUAAAUACUGUCGGUGACAUCAACGCAGGAAGGCUACUUUAUUGUGCUGUAGAAGUUUUGACACGUUUCUCCUCAACCGGGCAGUGCGGCUCGUUUUUAGCAUACUCUCUUCUGUUUAUGUGCUAGAAUAAUAAGUGUAAUUUCGCUUGAUAAGUUUGCCUAUGACACCGUUAAACUUGACAAUGAAGGAGAAAACGCUUCUUCGCGCUAAGUUCCACUGGACUUCGACAGCAGCAACAGCUGGAAUAGUUCUGCUGAGUUUGUUUGCAUGGUCUUGUCACGCAGAAGAAGCAUCUUGUCACGGAGCUUACGACUUGUACUUUGUUCUAGAUAGGUCGGGAAGUGUUUCUAACGACUGGGGUGAGAUUUAUGCCUUUGUGAAGAAUCUGACAGACCGAUUUGUGAGCCCCAGCAUGAGGGUUUCCUUUAUAGUGUUCUCAUCUUCAGCCAAAGUGAUGUUACCUCUCACUGGAGACAGAUAUGAAAUCCAGGAAGGCCUGGAGAGACUGAGAGAGGUGAAGCCAGCAGGGGAAACCUACAUGCAUGAAGGGAUUAAAGCGGCAAACGAUCAAAUCAAAGCCCAAGCGACCAAGUCCUCCAGCAUCAUUGUGGCUUUGACGGACGGAAAGCUGGCGGUCUAUGUACAUCAACUAACAGUUGAAGCGGCCAAUGAAGCAAGGUACUACGGUGCUCGGGUGUACUGUGUCGGUAUCAAGGACUUUGACGAGCAACAGUUAGCCGAGGUUGCUGACACCAAAGAUCAAGUGUUCCCUGUUAAAGAUGGCUUCCAUGCACUCAAAGGCAUCGUCAAUUCAAUAUUAAAGCAGUCCUGUACAGAGAUUCUGACAGUGGAGCCUUCCAGUGUCUGUGUGAACCAGUCGUUUGACAUCGUGCUGCGAGGGAACGGCUUCUCUGUGGGACGAGGCAACGACGGGGUCGUAUGUAGCUUCAUUGUGGGCCAGCAGACCUACAAUAGGAAGCCAAACAUUGUGCAGAACGAUUAUCUCCUGUGUCCUGCACCGGUGCUGUAUGAAGUCGGACAGUCGAUGGAUGUCCUGAUCAGUCUGAACCACGGUAAAUCCUUCGUCUCCAGUGCCUUCACCAUCUACGCCACAACAUGUUCGGGCGGCUUCACAGUAGCCAUAGUCUUCCUGGUGCUGUUGUUACUGGCAGCCUUAGCAGCUGCAUGGUGGUUCUGGCCUCUCUGCUGCACCGUGGUCAUUAAACCCCCUCCUCCUGCCCCUGCCCCCCCCCGGCCUCCACCACCCGAGCCAGAGGAGGAUGACCACCUGCCCAAGAAGAAGUGGCCCACUGUGGACGCCUCAUACUAUGGAGGGAGAGGGGCUGGAGGGAUCAAACGCAUGGAGGUACGUUGGGGAGAGAAGGGCUCUACAGAGGAAGGGGCGAGGCUGGAGAAGGCUAAGAAUGCUGUAGUGUCUGUUCCUGAGGAGGUGGAAGAGCCCAUGAUGGCCAGACGACCCCCCAAACCCACCCCCACAUACCACCAGCGCCAGGAGUCCAAAUGGUAUACCCCUAUAAAGGGUCGACUGGAUGCGCUGUGGGCGUUGCUGCGGCCGACAGUACCACCGAGUUUCUCUCAUAAGACCGACCACUGCGGACAAGGGGAGAUGUAUUAAUUUCAGCCGACUGCAGAACCGUUAGAGGACAAAGAAUACCAUCUACAACAUUAUAGACUCGACAAUAAUGACUAUUCUCUCUGUGGAAAGCAAAAUAAGUUUGUUUUUGAAGAUCUAAAAUCCCCAAAACGAUAGUGUCUAAAGCCACUAUCCAUCUGCUUCUCUCCAUUUUGUGUACAAAGGGGACUCUUCUCCAUGAUAUCUCCUGCUUUCUCAAAUCACAUCAUUAUUAUUAUCUCAAAUCAUAACUGGGAUAUAACUUUAUAUUUUUCCACUUGUGGUUUUUUUGUUUCUCAAGAAGCCAAAGCGAAUAAAGUGCGGCACAAACUGUGGCCGUUCGGAUCCGUUUUUUUAUUUUUUUGCCGACCAAAGGCUUAACAUAUUCUGACCAUAUUGUGCCUUCUGUGGAGAACCUUAUUUCAUGGACACAGACGGAAGCUAUCUAAAAAAAAAUAACACAGCGAGCGAGAGAGCGAGCAAGACUGUGUGCCUUUAGCGUGGCAGUAGGAGUACUCCCAGCGGGCCUCGACACAGUGCACAAGUCCAUUGCCUCUUGGCAACAUCUCAUCACAAAGCCUCUCCAACUCCUCUCCCUCCACUAUCGUUGAAAGAUGCCCGGCGGGACCCCCUUUGACUGGAGAUCCUGUCAUUUUAACACUGAGAAGUGCACACGCAUGACAAACUGUGGACAGCCAGGAUGCCCUAAGGUAUUGGAAGCAGUAGCUAAGACUUUGCCCUUUAAUUUUGUGAAGACACCUUUCUUUCAUUAUGCACUCGAAACAGGGGGAGUUAUUAGAGCGUUAUCCCACCGCGGGCCAGGACAGGACAGCCCCUCUGACCAGAUCACCACAGCUCUCUUCUACGGCUAGGUUUGAGGGAUAGACUGCCUGAAGCCUGUGACAUGAUGCUUGGCUGUGUUCCCCCCUGUUUUGAUGCAGUCUGCUGUAUGCUCACUAAGGCGUACAACAUCACAACCCAUAAACCUGCCAGUCAGUCAGUUUAAGAGUUUUAAGAUAUAGAUACAGCUCUCUCCCACUCCCUUCUGUCUCCAAUCCUCCAAGGAUCUCCCUGCUUCUGUCCUUCCCUUCUGUCUCCAAUCCUCCAAGGGCCUCCCUGCUUCUGUCCUUCCCUUCUGUCUCCAAUCCUCCAAGGAUCUCCCUGCUUCUGUCCUUCUCUUCUGUCUCCAAUCCUCCAAGGAUCUCCCUGCUUCUGUCCUUCCCUUCUGUCUCCAAUCCUCCCAGGAUCUCCCUGCUUCUGUCCUUCACUUCUGUCUCCAAUCCUCCAAGGGCCUCCCGGCCACCCUCCAGUCUCAGCCCUAUAGCUUCACUCAGCAGCAGAAUAUCAACGUUUAAUUAAAGUAAUUAAAGAGAACAGCAAGCAGCAGCCUGUGAAGAGUUGGUCGUCUUUUAUUUUAUGCCUUUUGACAUUGAAAGACCUCUAACUGUAUUUGAGAGAAAGAGACCACCCCAUCCUGUCUCCUUGGCGACGGUUUGGUGCACCCUGGCUGUCCGAAACACAAACACAAAACCAAGGCAACGGAUGCGACGUACGGAUAAGUAUUGUUCAUUUCCAGAAAUUAUGUUACCAAGCCUUGCACGCAGCGCUCCACCACCAAAAAAGCGGUAGUAUAUAUAUUUGUUGUAGAUUUCUCAAGCGUGCUGUCAUGACGCCAAUCCCAAAUGAUGUCAGCGAGAGGGGAACACUGUGGGGGAGGAGAGGGAGCAGCUGAAGAGAAAAGGCUCCAACGAUCCAGUCACUUUGGAUACGGUACUUCAGAUGCAAAAUGGAUAUUCGAGUCGAAAUCUGACAAAGCGCGCCCGGUUUUGAUGGGAACCGGUAUAGACAAUGACCAGUGGCUGGGUCAGUGGGAUGUCUCUGUGCAACCAGGGAAGCUUAUCAAAUGACACUAAAAAUAAGUUCAACAACCAUCAAGUUUCAGGGGGAAUGGGCCUGGAUUUUCACAUUUGGUGGGCAUGCGAGUGUGCACGAGACGGGUUGGGCGUGCACGUCGUCUCCGACUUAAUUAUUCCUUUGUUUUGUUAUCUGGGUGGACAGGAAGGGACAGGGAUGAUGCUGAUGGUCAGAUACACAAUCCUUAGGGUGCUGUGAUAUUAGUAAACAUAUUUUAGUCUCUUGCCUAAUCUUCAGUGUGACAUUUUAGUAGGAUAAUCAACUUGGUUUAGAUGGACUGUAGAAGAGGAUAUUUAGCCGUUUUUAUAUCACAUUUUUAUGUUACAUCUGAGAGCACAGAGCUGCUAUUAACCCAUACUAAUUAGUUAUUUACAUACCAGCCAAAUCACAGCUCUCCGCCCUAACAACGCUUCACAUUGGUUUUAGGAGCCCUCUCUUUCCACUGUGCCAUCUCCAAAUGUUCCAAAGAUCUAAUUUGUAACUUUUUAUGCAAAAUAUUUAGAAUAUUGGUUUUUAUAUUUUAAUACACUUUAAAGAUUGCUUUCUUAUAAAGAAUUGUUAUGUAUUUUUUUGCACUUUUGUUUUGUAUUUUUUUGCACUUUUGUUUUGUGCAUUGAUCGAUGGAAUUUUAUGUGAAAUGCCCAAAGAGACACAUUUUGCAAAACCUUUAAAAGUUGGUUUGAAUGUAGUUAUUUCACUAUAUUCUUUUGUAAUUUUUAUUUAGAAUUGGAAACAUUUUUCUAAAAAAACAAAUUUCUACAUUUGUUUUAUUCACAUUUGGAAGGUUGUAAAUUAUGCAUAUGUUUUAUCUUUUUCAAAAACACACGUUAAAAAACAGGUAAUCGAAACAGUGUUCAACUAUGUAUAAAACACUGUAUGUUGCUAUAGUUUAUAACAGGAAGUUUUAUAAUUUAAUUUCCUGUUUGAAAAUCAUAUAUAGCAAAGUAGUCUAUGAAAAGCACAUUCUUCACUCACUGUAUCAUGCAGUGUUUCUACUUUAUUGUACUUUGUGUGUCCUCAUGUCUGCAGUUCAUAUAUUCUCAUAUAUUAUCAUGUAUUGUCAUAAAUUGUCAUAGCACUUCAGGAGAGCGCUGUCCUAGAGGCUUUGUAGAGACAAUGAAAAACAACUGUUUUCCUAACUUUGUUUUCAUCUUUGAUAUAUCAUUUCAAGGGUCUGCAAUUGCAUAUAAUGUAAUAAUAAUAAUAAUAAAGUUUUUGUUUCUUCCGUUUUUUUUUUUACAUUCAAUAAUUGUUCACUGCUAUCCCAUGGUAGCGUUGUUACCCAUUGUAAUGUUAAAAUGGUCAAGAUUGUCACGUGUUGAGUUUAUUAUUAAACCAUCCAUUGGAAACUGGACAUCCCAUUCUUA